AUGGCAGACAAUUCAAGCGAUGACUCGUCCGACUGGAGCGGUGCUGAAGAACUGGAAGAUUGGACACAAGAAUCGAGUCAAACAUUGUGUCUCUUUUGCAGUCAAACAUUCAAAUCAAUGGAUCAAUGUUUGGUUCACUUGAAAAGUGAUCAUAACUUGGAUUUGAUUGGCAUUUGUGUGGAUAAUAAACUGAAUUCAUUUGAUUUCAUACAACUUGUAAAUUAUACGAGACUUAAGAGACCAGACAGUAGUUCAAUGAGACAAUUGAUUGCAUCCAAAGACUUCCUCUCCGAAGAGUAUAUGAAACCGGUCUUAAGGGAACCGUUGGACCAGUUCCUCACUUAUGAUAUUGAGGGCCAAUACAAAGAUGUAGACAAUGAGUUGACAACUGAUCCAAGUUGUGAUCAUUCAAAUUAUGAACACUUAUCCCAAAAUGAACUGAUAGUUAGCUUAAGACAAUCUGAAGAGCGUAUUAAAGCCCUCGAGAAGCAAAUAUCAGAUAUGAAAAGUUUAGUCACAAAUUGCAUGAAUGAAGAAGUAAGCGGUGAUCAGUCAGUGAAUGUCUCGCAGUUGUCCGCAUCUGAAGACUGGAACUACAUCUCUUCGUAUUCGCAUUUCUCCAUUCAUUACGAGAUGUUAAGCGACAAAAGCAGAACCAAUUCAUACAAAGACUCUAUUCUUAAAAACGCAAACUUUUUUCAAGAUAAGACAGUUCUGGACAUCGGUUGCGGAACAGGAAUAUUGAGUUUAUUUGCGGCCAAAGCGGGCGCCAAACUCGUGGUGGCCGUCGAUCACAGCGAUGUUGUCUAUAAGGCGAUGGACAUUGCGAUCGAAAACGGACUCAACUCUAAGAUUAAAUUCAUUAAAGAAAAACUCGAGUCCAUCGACUGGUGCGCGCACGGUUUGCCACAGAAGUACGACAUCAUUAUCUCCGAAUGGAUGGGAUAUUUCCUUCUGUUUGAGGGAAUGUUAGACUCAAUCCUUUACGCCAGGAAUCACUGUCUCAACCAUUCCGGUGCUCUUCUGCCCAACCGAACCUCUCUAUCGAUUGCAGGCAUUAGUGACAAAGACCUACAAAAUCGAUUCAUUCACUUCUGGGAUAAUGUCUACGAUUUCAAGAUGUCUUCAAUGAAGAGUGAAGUAUUGAAAGAGGCUUUAAUUGAGAGCAUAUCUGCAGAUGCGGUCAAUACUAGUGUUUGUGUAAUCAAAGAGUUUGAUUUAAUGGAAUGCCUUCUGGAAGAUACACAACACUUGGAGACUGACUUCCAAUUGGUUUGCAGAAGUGAUGGCAAUGUGAUAGCAAUUAUAGGAUGGUUUGACUGUCACUUCGAUUUGGAAUCGUUUGAACAUAAAGUGCUUCUCUCGACCUCACCCUUCAGUGAAAGCACUCAUUGGAAGCAAACAGUGUUUCUUCUCAAGAAAGCCAUUGUCUGUAAAAGUGGUGAUAAGAUUGAAGGCAAUAUUAAUCUGCUUCUCUCGACCUCACCCUUCAGUGAAAGCACUCAUUGGAAGCAAACAGUGUUUCUUCUCAAGAAAGCCAUUGUCUGUAAAAGUGGUGAUAAGAUUGAAGGCAAUAUCAAAGUGUGUCGAACCGUAACAGAUAUCCUGCUUCUCUCGACCUCACCCUUCAGUGAAAGCACUCAUUGGAAGCAAACAGUGUUUCUUCUCAAGAAAGCCAUUGUCUGUAAAAGUGGUGAUAAGAUUGAAGGCAAUAUGAAAGUGUGUCGAACCGUAACAGAUAUCCGUGCGCUCGUCGUCCACAUCAAUAUCAUUGGAUACGAUAAACAAACUUUUUAUUUGUCUUAA
Molecule: messenger RNA, 1806 nt
Organism: Oppiella nova
Lineage: Eukaryota; Metazoa; Arthropoda; Arachnida; Sarcoptiformes; Oppiidae
Source: the annotation of a GenBank genome assembly